Messenger RNA from Temnothorax curvispinosus, 2613 nucleotides. RefSeq names its product heterogeneous nuclear ribonucleoprotein H2-like (gene glo). Gene Ontology annotation, molecular function: RNA binding. Gene Ontology annotation, cellular component: ribonucleoprotein complex; nucleoplasm. NCBI's taxonomy places the organism in Eukaryota, Metazoa, Arthropoda, Insecta, Hymenoptera, Formicidae. The record is from RefSeq and is a predicted model, not a curated record. Gene Ontology annotation, biological process: regulation of RNA splicing. The transcript is spliced from 9 exons. The coding region runs from base 217 to 1359 and encodes 380 amino acids.
GCCAUCACGCGCCAUUUUGCGUUCACGAAUUCUUCGGUUCAUCGGUGGUGUUGGUCCUCGGUUCGUCGUAGAAACCGAUUCCGAGGACAAUACUGCGGGCUGUGGGUGUUCCGUUUUUCUAAUUGAUCGCUACAAUCGACCUUGGUUCUACGAGGACGGUGUUUCGACGCCUUCGCGGCGGCAUUGUUCGGAGCGAGAUCAUAUUAGAUUAGAACCAUGUCGAGCGGCAGUGGGGAUCACGAGGAGGAAGGAUACGUUGUUAAGGUGCGCGGGCUGCCGUGGUCCACCACCGUGGACGAGAUCAUGAAGUUCUUCGGCGACUGUUCAAUCUCGAAUGGCAAGAAUGGAGUUCAUAUGACUACGUCUCGUGAGGGGCGCCCCAGUGGGGAAGCCUACGUGGAAAUGGAUACUCCGGAAGAUAUCGAGAAGGCAUGCAAAAGAGAUAGGGAUCAUAUGGGCCAUCGCUAUAUUGAAGUUUUUAAAGCAAAACGCGGCGAGAUGGAAUGGGUCGUGAAGAGGAGCGGUCUUAAUUUGGAGAACGCGAUGGACGACGGUUGCGUGAGAUUGCGCGGCCUACCUUUUGGUUGUUCGAAAGAGGAAAUUGCGCAAUUCUUCUCAGGGUUGGAGAUUUUGCCGAACGGGAUUUCACUACCGACAGACUACACGGGCCGCAGUACUGGGGAGGCUUACGUUCAAUUUGUUAACAAAGAUGUUGCGGAGCGCGCUCUGCAGAAACACAAGGAAAAGAUAGGCCACAGGUGGGGCACUGAGACGCCGUACACUCGAGGUGAUCGCUUCGGUGGGAUGAAUCGCUUUAGCAACAAUGGUCGAGGAUCCAGAAAUAGAGACUUCGAUAACGGCCCAUGGGGAGGAAGCGGGAACAACUACGGAUCUCGCGGCGGCAAUAUGGGAAUGCGCGGCAGCAUGGAUAUGAAGGGCGGCAAUUACAGAGGCGGCAACAAUGACUCUUGGGGCGGUAACUCCGGCGUGUAUAGUAUCCAUAUGCGAGGACUGCCGUUCAAGGCGACGGAACAAGACAUAGCUGAUUUCUUCAGACCAAUCGAGCCGGUGAACGUCCGCAUUAUUCUUGAGAAUGGCGGUCGUCCAUCGGGAGAAGCUGACGUGGAAUUCGCGACUCACGAAGAAGCUCUAAAAGCAAUGUGCAAGGAUAAAAGCCACAUGUCGCACAGAUAUAUCGAACUGUUUAUGAACUCAACCGGCGGGUCGAGUAGCAUGUCACUAAGCGGUAUCGGCAAUUUCUGUGGAGGCUUAGGUACCAACAACUUCAGGCCAGCAUACUCGCCAAACAACAGAGGUUUCAACUCGCAGUUGGGCGGCAAUAACUACAAUAGUUUUUGAGAUCGGGCAAUGCGUUUCUAACGCUAAACGACGAUUUAUAUAUUCGUUCAAAAUCAAAGUGAUCAGUGGUGAAAAGACACUAAGUUACGCUGAUGCAAUAUGAAUAGUCCUUUUUUUUUCUUUUUGUUUUCUUUGCGUAGUCUUUAAUUAUAUAUUAAAUAUUAAUCGUAAGCCAAAUCGGUAGUGUGUAAGUACUUGUUUAUUCUUUCUUUUUAUAACUUGUAUGGGAUAUUGUAAUUUUAAACAUAGGAUAGGGAUAGGAUAACAUACACAGGGAUAAGUUACAUAGAUGAUGUAAUUUAAUUUUCACUAGUGAACUUAAAGGUGGAAAAACGAUAAUUUCCCCCUUUAUCUUCGAUAACGUAUAUCUGUUCUUUUUUUCUUUUCUUUCAAACUGAGCGCAAUGUCAACAGACAAUCGUACGUCGUCGAGAUGAGAUCCAAGGCGAGUUUCUUGGGGAAUAUAUCAGGGAAGGGUGUUACUUUUUUAUUCAGAUACUAUUGAAUUAAAUGUGAAAAAGGUACCUCUUGUUUUCCAUGACGACGUACAUAUCUUCUGAUCUAAUAUCAAAUAAUUAGAGUUAUAAUUUUAUAAGAUACAUAAGCAUGUUAUAUGUCGUAAUGGCUUUGAUGCGAGCUUAGACAUAAAGAUGAUCGUCAAUAUACGUUGAGACGUAGCGACAAGCUGUAAAGCGCGAAAUAUACGAUUGUAAUAUACACGGACUGACUAUAGUAGCUCGCGAUCGCACCUCAACAAAUUCAUCGUAUUGUCUCGUGUGUAUCGAAGGAACCUAAGUCAGAGAGCUCAUUUUUCAUCCUAACGCGAUAAUGUACGAUAUGACGUAUUGUGUAACCUUCGAGUAAGGAAUUAUAAUUUUCGUUGUGUAGGUGUUGCGAACCGCAUAAGGAGAUGCCAACUGGCAAGUGUCAAUGUUGUGUAUAUCUUAACGCAUAAGCCUUAUAGUUUCGGUUUAUAUUCUCCGAGAUGUUUGAAUAAAAAAAAAAGAAGUAAAACACAACGAGAGGAAAAUACGUAAAAUUGUACGUAAUUCCUUAGAUUAUACGAACAAUACGAACGUAAAUAAGUUAGACUUGUCAUUUAAAUUGAACGUUCAGCAGAACGUUUAAGCAGAAUUACGCUGACUAAAUAAAUCUAACUUGUUUAUAUUUGUAUUGUUACACAUUCUUGGCCUAUGUAAUAUAUUCUUACAAUUAGAAUAAAAUUCUCGUCCAAGAUCACGUAGAUUAAGGCUUA